UAACUAUAUACUUAUAUCUAAAUGUUUUUGUUACUAAUAAAACCGCACCGCGGUUUUUCUUUAAAUUUAACAUUCAGAGCCUAUAUAUCAUUUUCUUAGCUUAUAUAUAUCUUAACUCCGACGAAAUAUCAUUCACUGAACUUUUGGCUUUUGGUUCAAGAAAAAAAGAAGAAGAAAGCUUCAAUGGAGAAGAGUAGUGGCCUAAGAGUGAUUCUCUUUCCACUUCCAAUACAAGGCUGCAUCAAUCCCAUGAUUCAGCUCGCCAAGAUCCUUCACUCAAGAGGUUUCUCCAUCACAGUAAUCCACACGCACUUCAACGCUCCAAAAGCUUCAAGCCAUCCUCUCUUCACCUUCUUAGAGAUACCAGACGGCUUGUCUGAAACAGAGAAAAGAACUGAUGAUAAGACUUUUCUCUUCACUCUCCUCAACCAAAGAUGUGAGGCUCCGUUUCGUGACUUUUUGGCUAAGCUUUUGGUAUCUUCAGAUUCAGAAACACAGAGGAUUAGCUGUUUGAUCCAUGACUCCGGAUGGACCUUCACACCCUCCGUAACAAAGGGUUUGAAACUCCCGAGACUGGUUCUCAGUACGUACACAGUCUCCUUCUUUCUCAACCAUUUUUCUCUUCCUAAGCUCCGCCGUGAGAUCAAGCAACUUUCUUUUACAGAUUCAGAACAAGACGACCUAGUUCAGGAGUUUCCACCACUUCGAGAGAAGGAUCUUGUACGGCUUCUGAAAGAGAAAAGGGAGUACUUAGAACCCUACUUGAAUAUGAUGUUGGAAGCGACGAAGUCGUCUUCAGGCAUUAUAUUCAUGUCCUGCGAAGAGUUGAACCAAGACUCAUUACGUAAGGCACGUGAAGACUUCAAAGUACCAAUCUAUGCGAUAGAACCAUCUUUUAGCAACUUUCCAGCUUCGUCCAGUAGCUUGUUCACACAAGACGAGACUUGCAUUCCAUGGUUAGACAAACAGGAAGACAAGUCCGUAAUUUACGUGAGUUUCGGUAGCCUCGCUACCAUGACCGGACCAGAGUUGAUUGAGAUUGCUUGUGGUCUAAGAAACAGCGGUCAGCCCUUCUUGUUGGUUGUACGGGUUGGUUCGGUUAAAGGCACAGAAUGGAUCGAGGCCAUACCGGAAGAACUCAUGGCAAAGGUUAACGAGAAAGGAAAGAUAGUGAAAUGGGCACCGCAACAAGAGGUGCUAAAGCAUCGAGCAGUCGGAGGAUUCUUGACACACAACGGCUGGAACUCGGUGGUUGAGAGUGUUUGUGAAGGCGUCCCUAUGAUCUGUUUGCCUUUUAUAUGGGACCAGUUUCUAAAUGCAAGACUUGUUAGUGGUGUUUGGAGGGUAGGGCUGCAUCUAGAGCAUCGGAUUGAGAGUAACGAGAUCGAGAGUUCGAUAAGGAGUUUGUUUUAUGGAGAUGAAGGAGAUGCAAUCCGAGAGAGGAUGAGACUUCUCAAGGAGAAAGUUGGAAGAUCGGUUAAAGAAAACGGUUCGGCUUAUCGAUCUUUAGAGAGUUUGAUUGAUCGGAUAAGGAGUUUUGGUUUCUAGCUAUCUUUGUGUUUGAGUUAUGUCUUAUUAUUAAGUUGUUUGUGUGUUCAGGAAACUCUUCCUUGUGUUUUGGCAUUGUUGGAACUUAAAUUUAUUUUUAUUAACAAAAUUUAUUCGCAUAAAAAUCGAAUCUUAACUAAAACCAAAACUAUAUUAGGUUGAGCAAUAUUUUAAGUCUAGGAAUAAAAUCAAUAAAUUUUGCAUUGAAAUUAUAAAACGACACUUAUUUUGAAACUCAAAUUUUACC
Molecule: messenger RNA, 1795 nt
Organism: Brassica napus (rape)
Lineage: Eukaryota; Viridiplantae; Streptophyta; Magnoliopsida; Brassicales; Brassicaceae
Product: UDP-glycosyltransferase 76C5-like
Exons: 2
Coding region: 184-1548 (454 amino acids)
Molecular function (GO): UDP-glycosyltransferase activity
Source: RefSeq, a predicted model, not a curated record